This is a messenger RNA of Fusarium tjaetaba, 459 nucleotides long. RefSeq lists its product as uncharacterized. The record is from RefSeq and is a predicted model, not a curated record. The coding region runs from base 1 to 459 and encodes 152 amino acids. The transcript has 2 exons. NCBI's taxonomy places the organism in Eukaryota, Fungi, Ascomycota, Sordariomycetes, Hypocreales, Nectriaceae.
AUGGGCUGCACAGGGCGCAGCUUUCUUUGGACAUUUUUUUGUCCGCAACGAGCAGGCAUUAGGACCCGAGCAGCUUGGGAGAUCGGGCAGCUGAAAGCUUUCGUGACUUUCCCCAAAGACAAACCAAGCGCUGAUCUCCUCCAGGAGAUGAAAACCAUCAUUGAUGCUGCGCUGGAGCUGGACGAGAUGUUGAUGAACUCAAAAGCAAUAUUCACCGUCCACCGGCCUGAGAGCGACGGCUCGAAGAACCAGCGAUUCGAUGCAACUCGAAUGGAUGCCUUUAUACAGGGCAAAGACUUGUCAUCAAAGACUGUUGUUGAAUUUGCCAUCUCGCCCAUGCUCAUCAAGAUGGGCAACGCCGAUGGCUGCAACUAUGACAGCUGCAUGGUUGUUUGCAAAUCUUUGGUUUGUGUGAUGCUCCUCCUCGGUGUUGUUCACCUUUACACAGAAAAGGAAUAG